Molecule: messenger RNA, 1209 nt
Organism: Symbiodinium natans
Lineage: Eukaryota; Dinophyceae; Suessiales; Symbiodiniaceae
Source: the annotation of a GenBank genome assembly
AUGCGGUUUGAGGAGGCCCACAAGGGGUCCUUCCAGCAGGAGGUGGGUCCAUUGCAUGACAAUGUCGAUGAAUGGGAGAUGGAGGCAACACUUCCAGCGCUUGCUGUUCAGCUUCGGCAUGGGGAGACGCCGGGCCGCAGCAGCCUGGCGAAGAAAAAGACAGCAGCGGCACCAGAGACUAGUUGGCAGUUGGAGGAGGCUGAGGUCUGCGUGCCGGUUCCGCCGGUGUCCCCUGCGGCUCAGGCAUCCCCUUCGGGGCAGAUGUCAGCUGCGAGCGAGGAGCUGCUCCAUCUGCCACUGUCUCAUGAAGCUGGCUCCUCAAAGGCGGGAGAUGACAACUCGCCUUUGUCAGAGCCAAUAGUGCAGGCUGUCUCGAAGGCCGAACCAUUCCCAUCGGAUGUGGAGGUGUCAACAAGCACCCAGUUAAUGCUUUUGACGUGGGCCCGAUGGGGCCGCAAUGCAUGGCGCAUCAAGCAGGAGGAUCAGAUCAAGCAGAUGCAGCACAGGCGCUUUCCUCGCACGCCGGCACCACCGCGAGAGCCGCUGUCCCCGCAGCCAACGCCCCGCGAGCGCCUGACGGAGACCCCAGGCUCGACUCCUUCCGGAUCUCCUGCCUCGCGACCACGGACUGGUGCAGCUGCCUGGAGAGCCGGCGGCGAGCUAGGCAUGGGCACCACCGUCCACAGCCGUGAAGGGCGCAGCGAAGGCCGUGACGAACGCAACGACCGCUUUGCCUUCGCGGAGCUGCGAGAGGAGCAGCGGGAUUCCAUGGCCCAGCAAGGUGCGAGGACCAAGUUGGUCCGUGCUUUGGGUGGCAAUGCUGCCACCGCGCACAGUACUGGCACCCCUGGCUUUGGUGUUGACACCCCGGGCUUCCCGGCCAGCGGCGCAGCUUCAGCCGACGCAUCGGUGGCCAGCAGCGGCGUGGCGAGUCCCGUCAAGGGUGGCCAGAUGUCGCCGUGGAUCCUGGAGGCCGAGGCUCUCUGUGAGGAGUCUGAGGAAGAUGCCUCGCCCGGAGGAGGUUGGAGCCUCGAUCCAGGGCCAGACAACUUGCUUGUCAUAGAAGAAGAGCUCCACGGGCAACAGAAAAAAGUCGAGCCGGCGGCGCAGGCCAAUGAAGACCAGGAGGUCUUGGACGAGGAUGAGCUCGAGCGGGUGGAGAUGUUUGAGGAAAGCCCCAGCAAGAAGUCGACGCAGGCUCAGGCAUGA